CACACGUCAAUAUUCCGCAGCAUGCAUUUGCCUGCCUAAAGUCAUCAUGAUAGAAAGUGCACUCUGUGGCCUUGUCGUCAUCUUUGCGGUUGUUCACGCAAAAACAGCAACUACAAUUGUUUACCCGAGAAUGUUGGAAAGCCGAUCUGAAGAUGAUGUUAAAAUUGUUAGAAUAUCCGAUGAUAUAACGCUUACACUGCGGAAGAGUUCUGUCUUUGCAGAAGAACUUCUGAUUCACAGUACUCGGGACGGGGUACCCAUUGCAUACCACAUGAGGGGGGCUGAAUUGGAGAAAUAUCUUUACCAUGAUGCCGACCAGAUGGCGUCUGUAGAUUUGUCUGAAGAGGCUGGAUUAAGUAUUGAGGGUGUCCUCGGAAGCAAGUUAAGGAUAAAACCCGUGGAAGGAAUGGAGAGGUCCGACGGGGGUCAACUUGCUCACCAGCUGUACGAGGUGGCUUCCACAGAUGGAACAGAUUCCCCACCCAUUGACUAUGCGGUUCCCAAUGUCAGCGCAAGAGCAGUGCCUGAAUCAAGAUUGAUUUUCAAUACCGGACUUCGUAUACCUGUGCUCAUACGUCCAGAAGUACAUGUUGUGGUCGACUACGAAAUCUGCUCGGUUUUGAAGUUUCGCGAGAGCAAAAUUGCCCGGUACCUCGCCGUUAUGGCUAACUCGGCCAAUCUACGCUACCGAAGUAUGGUCCAGCCAAGGGUGCAACUAACCAUUGUUGGUAUCACUGUGACCACAAAGCGUUCAGACGAGUCUUCUUACAUGGUGGAAAUUCCUGGUUAUAAAGCAACAAAGAAUAUUAAUUAUGGACAAACGAUUGAAAAAUUCAAAACCUACGUUGCACAGCAAAGUUAUUUUCAGAGAUCUGACAUUAUAUUUCUGCUUACAGGAAUGAACAUGUCCUACUGGGAAAAAAAUACGUUGAAGCACAGUAUUGGAGGCUUUGCAUACCUCGCUGGUGCUUGUACCCAGUGGAGAGUGGGGAUAACCGAAGAAAGAGUCGGAAGUUAUUACGGCGUAUUCGUCUUCGCACACGAGCUCGCGCACAGUCUUGGGUGCGCACACGACGGAGAUGUUGCCAGUUCUUGGCCUAAUGGACACAUUGGGUCGGCAGACUGCUCAUAUGACAAUGGCUACAUGAUGACUUAUAAGUUCCUGAACCCUAAUAUGUACAAAUUUUCGUCAUGCUGUCAGCGAGAAGUGAUGAAUAUUUACAACCGCCCCGCAUAUGAAUGUUUAAGUGUGAAAAACGCCUUAAAAACAGGACUCCAUUCAAGCAAGCUUCCUGGGGAGGUUUCAAGUCGUGAAACAUACUGUAAAUUGGUUUACAGAAGUUACAGCUAUGUGAAAGCAGAUAAGACGUACAACAUGAGUCGGUGCAUAGUGAGGUGCUUCAUUAACCGUAAUGGAGAUAACAUGCUCAUCGGUGCCGUCGAUGGCGUGCAUUGCGGCCCCAGAAAGGUUUGUGUGCUUGGCAAUUGCACCUCAAAGCCAACUAUUGACAAAGCGGAAUGAUACAUUAGCAAAACCCUCUACGUAAACCUCAUUUAUCAGUAAUUGCAGAAACUAACAUGUCUUUGAGACAACACCAAACCUUCGUGCACUUCUUGAACUCGCCAGCAUGCGCCAAAUGAAAGAUAUGUAUCGGGGAAAUAUUCUGCAAGCUACAUUAUAUAAGAAGCCAAUUUUACUGCGUUUCCAUGAAGGGCUUUAUUCGCUCAGUAAAUUUUU
This is a messenger RNA of Dermacentor andersoni, 1738 nucleotides long. RefSeq names its product venom metalloproteinase BumaMPs1-like. NCBI's taxonomy places the organism in Eukaryota, Metazoa, Arthropoda, Arachnida, Ixodida, Ixodidae. Gene Ontology annotation, biological process: membrane protein ectodomain proteolysis. The record is from RefSeq and is a predicted model, not a curated record. Gene Ontology annotation, molecular function: metalloendopeptidase activity.